GGGACCUCUCGCACCCGAAGCGAGAAUCAUACCACUAGACCAAGCACCCGUUGAUGAUUACAUCCUCAUUGUAUGAUAUUUGAUUCAUUUAAUUUGGCCGAUUAUAUAAAGCCGUUUUCUUCCAAAGAGAUUGAAUUCUUUUAAAGCGGAAAUGGCUACGCUGGCCUCCUUUUCCCCGCACCUGAUACUGCACCGUCUUAUCCGCCGCCCCGCCGCGCCUUCGUGUCUCCGCGCCGCCGUAUUUUCCCAAUCCAACAAAUCCUUUCCUCUCCUCCGUGCGGCGCCAUUGUUCACCUCCUCUCGGUUCAUCUUCUCCUCUUUCUCGUCCUCGUCGCACUCAAUUCCGCAGCAGCAGUUUGCAAUUGAUGCAGCUUUGCUGGAGGAUGUACAAACUGAAUCGGAAGGGGAAAUUGAUGCAGAUUCUGCUUCUGCUGUUGCGGAGGUUUCGAAUUCUGAGGUGAUUAAAACGGCUCCACGGCCUCCUCUUCCUCCUCCUCCGCCGCCGCCGAGUCUUAGCGUGAAGGAGAAGAAGGAAUUGGCUUCGUUCGCGCACAGUUUGGGGAAAAAGCUGAAGUCACAGCAGGUCGGGAAAUCCGGCGUCACAGAAACUGUUAUUGGCGCGUUGAUUGAAACGCUUGAAAAAAAUGAGCUUCUCAAGUUGAAGAUUCAUGGCACAUGUCCUGGAGAAUUUGAAGAUGUGGUGAAGGAGUUAGAAGAAAGCACUGGUUCGGUAGUCGUCGGCCAAAUUGGUAGAACCGUGAUUCUCUAUAGGCCCAGCCUGAGUAAGCUAAUAGCUGAGGAGAAAAAGAAACAAGUUCAGAGAGACUUUUUGAGACGACAAGCGGCAUUCAAACAAUCCCCUCAGAGUAGGAGACCAGCAGCGGCGCCAGGGCAAGAACCAAGACAAGCUGGUCGUGGUAGGCGAGGAACUAGCAGAGUCUGAGGUACCGGUGAAAGUUUCUAUUUGUUGGUUGCCAUUACUAGAUGCUUGUUAGAAUCGAACCUAUCAGUUAUUUUUCAGAUUAAAACGAAUCAAAAUUGAUAUUGAUAAGGAGUUGGUGCAUGCAUCCAAUAUCAAGGGAUUGAAUGAAACCAUUGUGAUAUAGCUGUUUUGGAAUUGGAUCAACCAAAAUCCUGACCUCAUUGCAGACCAUACUUGUUUAAGUGGUCUGGAAUUGUCUUUCGUAGUUCGAGGCCAAGAGCUUUUCUGCUUGUAAGAUUUUUAGUGUUGAUGAAUAGAAAAAAUGAAUAUGUAUAAAUUGGUUUCUUAAGCGUUGUGAAUGAAUUAUUGACCUAGCUUCUGCGCGGUUUAUGAAUAGAAAA
Messenger RNA from Salvia miltiorrhiza (redroot sage), 1323 nucleotides. RefSeq lists its product as uncharacterized. The transcript is spliced from 3 exons. NCBI's taxonomy places the organism in Eukaryota, Viridiplantae, Streptophyta, Magnoliopsida, Lamiales, Lamiaceae. The record is from RefSeq and is a predicted model, not a curated record. Gene Ontology annotation, cellular component: chloroplast. Gene Ontology annotation, molecular function: RNA binding. Bases 152 to 943 code for a protein of 263 amino acids.